UAAGAUUGAUUGAAAGUCUUCCAUUUGAAUGGGGAUAAUUCUGCAGCAAUUUACAGCAAACCAUUUCUGAAUCCAAUUACCCUAUAAAUAACCCUAUAUUUUCCUUCCUUUUCAAUCCCAUACACUGAUGUUUGCUUCGUCAACGCUCUCCUAUCAUUCAAUCAUGGGGGUUGACAAGCUAGAGAAGUGCUACUUUUCUCUCCUUUCAAUGCUUUCGUCAUUGCAAUGGGCCUGGAAUUUGUUUCUUCGUUUCUCCUUGUUCCCUUAUCAAAUACCUGCACCAAUUGGCCGCGAUGAUUUCAAGCUAGGGUGCCGGAGUUACAGCUGCAAGCAAGACGUGGGUGGGGAUGAAGAAGAAGAAGUUGAAUGUGCUAUAUGUUUAUGUAAGAUCGAUGAAGACGACGAGAUUCCAGAGUUGAGAUGUGACCACCUUUUCCAUAAAGUUUGCUUGGAUAGAUGGGCCGGAUACCGGCGUUCCACCUGCCCUAUCUGUCGCACUUCUUUAACCCCUCGCCAACUAAUUUCCGGCAUGGAAGUCAUUCAUUUCAAAUACUGUUCUUUGGAUGAUACUAGUCACCGGGAAACCUGGUGGCUGCGUUAGAUGUUAUUAGGUUGAUCAUAAUAAUAUUUAUUAUGUGGAGAAGUAUCACAAAAUCUAAAUUUAAUUUCUUUUAUCGAACGUAUGACUUUACUCAUGAAAGAGGUUAGACGAAGGUGAUGAUAGUUGUGGAGUUUGCUGUACAUCAACCAAUCAAUCAAAUAUACGAUAACUUUCAUUUUUUUUUUUUUACAUAA
Messenger RNA from Gossypium arboreum, 795 nucleotides. RefSeq lists its product as uncharacterized. Lineage: Eukaryota; Viridiplantae; Streptophyta; Magnoliopsida; Malvales; Malvaceae. Bases 128 to 601 code for a protein of 157 amino acids. The record is from RefSeq and is a predicted model, not a curated record. The transcript has a single exon.